AUGCGUGUCGCUUCCGCUGCUGUCGUUGCCUCCCUGGCUGCCGGUGCCAUUGCUACCGAGUACAAGACCGUCUAUGUCACCGAGUACACCACCGUUUGCCCUAAGGCCACUUCUCUGGCCACUGGUCCUGGUGCCGGUUCUGGCUCGGGUGCCCAGACUACCCCGGUUGCUGCUCAGCCUACCACCGUCACCAUCUCCGGCACCCCCUACACCUACUCCACUCCCUUGGUUACCUCGACUGUGACCCACUGUGACAAGUGCUCCGCUACUGCCGUCCCUGCCACCUCCACCCCCGAAGGUGCCGCUGCUGUCGGUACCGGUGCCUCCCCCAGUGAGGCUCCUGGCUCUGGCUCCGGCUCUGGCUCUGGCGCUUCCCCCAGCGAAGGUGCCUCGGGCUCCGGCUCUGGUGCCUCUCCUAGCGGUGCCGCCGCAGGCUCUGGCUCCGGCUCUUCCCCCAGCGGCGCCGCUGCUGUCGGUACCGGUCCCUCCCCCAGUGAGGCCGCCUCUGGAUCCGGCUCUGGAUCCGGUGCUUCUCCUAGCGGUGCCUCCGCCGGCUCUGGCUCUGGCUCCGGCUCCGGCUCCUCCCCCAGUGGUGCUGCCGCUGGUUCCGGAGCUGGUUCCCCCGGUGCUUCCGCUGGUCCCAGCGGAGCCGGUGCCAAUGGAAUCGGCGCCACCACCCCGGUCGUCUCUUACACCCCGGUCCCCACCCCUAGUGGCUUCCACCCCUCCUCUCGCCCUCUGAUCCCCAGCAGCAAGCCCGCCUCCUCCAAGCUCGUUGCUUCCUCCAGCGCCACCCCCGCUGCCUCUAGCCCCGCCCCUGCUAGCUCUUCCAGCUCCAGCUCCAGCUCCGGCUCCUCUGCUACCUCCCCCGAGGGUGUCUCCGCCGCUGGCACUGGCUCUGGCUCUGCCACCACUCCCUCCGCCCCUGUCUUCACUGGCGCCGCUACCCGCGCCGCGGCUGGUGCUGGUGCCGGAUUGGCUUCCGUCUUCGCUCUCGUCGCCUUCCUUCUGUAA
This is a messenger RNA of Aspergillus luchuensis, 1014 nucleotides long. RefSeq names its product putative GPI anchored protein. The coding region runs from base 1 to 1014 and encodes 337 amino acids. Lineage: Eukaryota; Fungi; Ascomycota; Eurotiomycetes; Eurotiales; Aspergillaceae. The record is from RefSeq and is a predicted model, not a curated record. The transcript is spliced from 3 exons.